AAAGUUGAUGAUAUAAUAAUAAACCUCAAAUAUUUAGUGGUAUGCUAAAAUAAUCUAGUAAAGAUGAAACAAGUUACUGUGAUUUUUGUUUUGUUCGUUUUUUUUCACUGUGUAUGGUCUUUUAAUACACCACCACCAGGAAGUACUUUCCCUCCAGGAGGUCUAGAUUGGCAGAACUGCACCAAACCCAACGAAUACUAUGACUGUGGCAGCCCUUGUCAAAGAGAAUGCAAAACUUUAAACGAACCUUGUAGGAUUAACUCCUUUAGAUGUGUUGACACCUGUUAUUGCAUCCAAGGUUAUGCUAGGGAUGACAACCAAAAUUGUAUUCCGGAAAAGGACUGUAACAAAUAAGUUUUUAGAUUUUUUGUAAAAUAAACAAAUUAUAUUAGCAGAUAA
Diabrotica virgifera virgifera (western corn rootworm) is the source of this 399-nucleotide messenger RNA. RefSeq names its product inducible metalloproteinase inhibitor protein-like. Lineage: Eukaryota; Metazoa; Arthropoda; Insecta; Coleoptera; Chrysomelidae. The record is from RefSeq and is a predicted model, not a curated record. The transcript is spliced from 2 exons. Bases 64 to 354 code for a protein of 96 amino acids.